AUAACAAACGACUUACUAAAGUGCUAACUACUAUUUCACCGAAAAAAGUGCUAAAUACUAAAAUUUAGACAAGUCACUAAAAUUUGAUAAUAUGAUCUAUUAAUAUUAACAAUUAUCUACUAAAAUGUUUUAAAAACAUUUGACAGCGAAUCGUGAUUUUUGUGGUUACAGUAAAUUAACCUCAGUAAUUAAUGGUUAACCAUUAGUAACAAAAACAGUAAGAAAAACUUUAAUGAAAAAUUAUUAGAAAAUAUUAUUGAAGAAUAAUUGAAUAAUAAAAAUUAACUAGGUUUAUCAAAGACAAAAAGAUAAAAUUUACAAUUUAUGAAAAAGGGCAAGAUUAUGAUUGCAUAGUAAUAGAGAAAAAAAUAAUUAUUUAAGUAUUAAAAUAAUAAAUUAUUGAAGAUUUUUGCUGGAGCUAUAAUCAUCUUGAUAGUUGCUGUAAAUAGAGCCAUUUAAUACUAAAAAUGACACAAAUGAAAUACAUAAACAAAAAAUAAGCCUAAAGUUGAUGUGAUGGAAUGAAAUUGCAAAAUCAUCCCCCACCCCCCACAAAAAAAUGAAACACCACAUCGAUCGAUAAUAGCAAGCUGAGAGGUCUUCAAUCAAAGGAAUGGGCCAUUAUAUUCCAAUCUCAUUGUCUGUAGCGUUAUCUUCUUCUUUGUUCUUCUUUUUAUUUCUUUACAAUUAUCUGUAGCUUUAUCUAAUAUACGUGCAAAUGGGUUUUUGGAUUUUAGUUGGCAAAUGCAUUCCCUAAAUAGCGUAUACGCUUAGGGUGGGGAUUAGGUUCGGUUUUACCGAACCGAACAAAACCGACUGAAACCGAAAUAUACACAAGUCGGUUCGAAAUUUGGAAAUGGAUAUGAUGAAUUUCGGGAACCAGACGCGUUUGAACUGAACUGAAAUAUCAAACCUACCGACCGAAUUCCGAAAUACUGAACUGCCCAACCCAACCCAAUGCCAGCCUCGCGGGCCUCAGCCCAACCUUAUUUUCCAGCCCACUCCGCCCCACAAAUUGGAUUGGGCCUCUUUUUCAGCCCGCACAGCUUGCUGGCUGCUGCUCACUGCUCAGGCCUCAGGCCCUCUACCUCUUCGUCCUACAUCCAAAUCGCCUACCUAGCUAACCCUAGAGAAAGACGAUUUCCGAAUCGCGACGCAAAGGUAAAGGGAACUAGGGAAGCUGGGAAGGAAUGGAAGAAGGCGGCGAGCCGACGAUUACUCCUCUUCCUCCGACCUCCACUCCUCUGUCGUCUGCCCGACAGCCGGAGCCCAACACCGACGGCCACGACCUGCGGCUGCGAGGCUGUGUCGUUUUCGGUGUCUCCCCGUCCCGACCCCGACCUCGUCGACGACCAGAUCGCCGCCUCGCACAGUCCCUCCCACCCAGGCAGGCACCUGUCGUCGCCGAGUCUCCCCAGCCGCCACUGACUCUUCUGCCGUUCUGCGAGCCUGCCACCAGAAGACAAAACAAAAGCACAAAAAUGGGCAGUGCAUACAUUUUCGGUUUGUAAUAUAAAACCAAAUUAUAGCUCGGUUCGAAUUCGGUUGAGGGAUGCUAUGGUUCGGUAAAUCAGGAUAUACCACCAAACCGACCGAACGCCCACCCAUAUAUACGCUGCAUAGUUGGGGUGGGUGUUGACUAUUAGGGGUGUGCAAUGGUCCGGUCCGUACCGGACCACACCGGACCAAACCGUUGUUAAGACCGGACCAGACCGAGUAAAAUGCGGUCCGGUCCUUGGUCCUCAUGAAUUUUAUAAUUACUGAAAAAAUGGUGGACCGAGCUCAUAUUUGGACCGGACCGAACCGGACCAAAUGCAAGAAUGGUCCGGUCCUUGGUCCUAACAUGUCUUUCACUAAUGGACCUCGGUUCUCAUGAGUUUGGUCCGGUCCGGAUCGAACCGAACCGUUGCACACCUCUAUUGACUAUAAAACACACUCACCUGCUUAAACGGAUUGAAAAUAUAAAGGAGUAAACUUGACAUGAUAAUUGGUGGAGUUAGUUAUCGGACGGAAACAAGAAGAUGGAACAGGGGGAAAUGUCAAAUUAGAGAAAAAAUAUAUUAUGGAGGAGUUUUCUACUGAUGGAGAUGAUUAUCAAGUGCAACGAACUAAUGAAAAUAAUUUAUCGGAGGAAAGAGAGGUGACCUAGGCACAAGAAUCAAAUGAAAAAAUAAAGGGAUCGCUAUUUGGAAGGUUGACUUUAAAGUUCAAUCUCUAGGAACAACCUAGUUUCUGUCUAACGUCUCCACUCUCCUCUCUCCAGAGCUAACGACUUUGUUCUUGUUGCGGUUGGGUUGAGCGGAUCACCCGUGCACCUGCCCACAAUCCACCUGCGCCACCCGGCAGAUGGCUCCCAUCGCAACCGGUCACCCACUCACAGACCCACCCACAUAACGAAAUUCAGAUCAAUGAGGGUGGGUCGACCCAAACCCGCAAGUAAUCCGCUGGCAUGCCCAACCCUACUGCAUACCAUUAGGGAUGACAACAAAACCCGGACCCACGGGUACCUACCCGAUCCAACCCUGUCAACGCGGGUAAAACCCAUGUUGACGGGUUUCGGGCCGGGUUUGGGUUUAAACCCGUUCACUAUUCAUCGGGUUGGGUUGGAUUUGGGUGUACCCGACCCAUGGGUACCCGCCCACACGCAUAUAAUCAAUUUUCCUGGUAUAUUAAAUAUUAUAAGCAAUUAAUCUUCUUUAUGUUUGUGGAGACAUAUCUAAUUUUUUCUUUCUAAUUGUGUAGAAUGAAGUUGAUAUUGAGUG
This is a messenger RNA of Linum trigynum, 2762 nucleotides long. The record is from the annotation of a GenBank genome assembly. NCBI's taxonomy places the organism in Eukaryota, Viridiplantae, Streptophyta, Magnoliopsida, Malpighiales, Linaceae.